Cercopithifilaria johnstoni is the source of this 984-nucleotide messenger RNA. The record is from the annotation of a GenBank genome assembly. Lineage: Eukaryota; Metazoa; Nematoda; Chromadorea; Rhabditida; Onchocercidae.
AUGAAAGUUCAAGUGCUACAUGAUGCAAUUACUUUUAUCAUACUUAUAUUAAGUAUUAAGAUCUCAGAUGAAUGUGCGGAGCAAUUACAACGAUGUGCUAUAAUAACAGAAGAAUAUGAACGUCUCAUACAAGAAACCAAACAUUCUGCAUUUCGAAAUUGCUUCACCAAACAAAUAUGUAAUUAUGAGUUCGAAUUGUUCGAGAAUUGUUUUGAACGAUCGAUACGUGCAGUUCGUGCUUCAUUCAAUCAAGAAAUUUUGAAAUCUGAUAAUUUUAUCGAUUCAGCACAUCGAUAUUUAUCUGCAUUGGAAGAUUGCUUUGAUAGUACUAAUCAAGAAGAGCCGGUAGCACAGUUUCCGGAUUUCAAGCCUACUUUAAUUGAUGAAGAUGCAAUUUACGCUCGCACAGUUUAUAGUUUGGAAUUUGUUGAUCAUCUUUGGGGAUUACCUCAGCUAAUUCCGACUUAUCCAUAUCUCGAAAAUUCGGCUACAUUAGCAUGCUUAAUUAGGGAAAAAGCAGGACGAAUAUUUGGUAGCGGUAUUAAUAGAUUUAUCGAUUCAGCUGAUUUGAAAUUAAAUAAUGCCAGCGAUUCUUGCCUUCUGGAAGAAAAUGAAAUACAGUGUUAUCGUCGACAACUUAGUAACGAUAGAUUUUAUCAACAACUAUUAAUUUUUCGAGAUCAUGUUCUCAGAUCAUGUAUUCGAAGUGUUCGUUUGCAAACGCAAUGUCAUUCAACCGAUGCUUCUCGACUUCGGGCUUGUCUUUGUAGCGCUCGUGAAGAGUUUGAGAAUCGUAUUCAAGCAUCUAUAUUGCAAUGUGUUCGACAAAGUCAUGUGGAUCACCUACGCCACGAGCGCCAACAAUCACAACGGCAAUGGCACGAGCAACGAAGUGAAUACUCCAAUAAACUUAUUCUAAAUACCGGAACGAUAUGGAAUGGUCAAUGUCUCUGCGCUUGUCCACAUAGCAAACAGAUGCCAUAA